AUGAAUCGGUCGUGUUCCCGUGUCACCGUGCUUCGCGGUGCACCUAGUGCCUUGUACCUUCGUGCCCCACAUACUGUGAGCGUUAGAUUGCGGCGGUCCGCUGUCGCUUCACUACUUGGCCCCACGUUUCUCAGGGUUCAAGUGCGUACGCAGUUCGCUCAGAUUCCGGGAAAGCGUGACCAGGAGGCCUUUCUAGCUCAAUUCAACCCUCUGGAUGUGCUUGGCCUCAAUGAAUCAUGCACUGUCGACGAUAUUGAUGAGGCCUUUAAGCGGAUGAGCGCAAAAUAUGGACCAAAUGGCCCCACUCCCAACGCGCAGAUGGUUGACCGCGUCUUCAGGGCGCAUGAGGUGCUAAAAGAUCCUGCUUCACCGUAUUACUUACGGGCGCACUCUUCUGACAGUGACCGCCAGCGGCUUCAGUUUCAGCUGCUCCCAAAGCGGCAGCGGCGUCUCAUUAAGGCCCAGGCUGGGAUGUUGGUGUUGUUUUUGGCGGGUAUUGCCAUGCUUGUAAUUUCCAUGACCUUUCGCCCGGUUAAGCGGAUGCUACGCGCUGCGACACGUUGA
This is a messenger RNA of Trypanosoma brucei brucei TREU927, 564 nucleotides long. RefSeq lists its product as hypothetical. The transcript has a single exon. The record is from RefSeq and is a predicted model, not a curated record. Bases 1 to 564 code for a protein of 187 amino acids. NCBI's taxonomy places the organism in Eukaryota, Euglenozoa, Kinetoplastea, Trypanosomatida, Trypanosomatidae.